ACUCGGGUGACGACCAUGAUCACGAGCUGGCGACGGCUCCGAUCCUGACCAUGGAUGCUUACGUCCAGGCAGACUUUGACAACGCUAACGCGCAGUACGGGGUCCUUGGAAGUGUCCAAUCAAUAUUGUCUCCUGGGACGAGUGAAAAGCUUGAUGAUCCAAGGCUGUACUUCAACACAAACGCGCCCUUCUCAACCAUUGUCUGCGGUGUUCAAGGCUCCGGGAAAUCCCACACUGUCUCCGUCAUACUAGAAAGCAUGUUCAUCACUGGCUACCCGCAGAUCGGCUCUCUCGAGAAGGAGCUCUCCGGGCUAGUCUUGCAUUUCGGUGACGGGGGCGUGAAUUCCCGGCCGUGCGAAGCAGCAUGGCUGGGUGUCUCGGACGUGUCUGGUGUCACGCCCCCGCCGGCGAUCUACCGGCCGCUGGGGAGCAAUGUAACUGUGCAGGCUUUGCUGUUCAAGCAGUCAGAGCUGGAUGCAGAGGCAUUCCUCUCCAUGAUGGCUGUGGAGUCGAGCGACUCUGCACCGUUGUAUGUACAGGUUAUCCUGUCGAUAUUGAGGGACCUCGGAGAGAACUUCACCGCGGAUGAUUUCAAGAAGAGAUUGGAAGAACACAAGCGUAACUGGAACCCUGCGCAGCUGGCAUGUCUCGAACAACGGAUGGCACUCAUGAAGACAUUUACCGCAUCUGAAAAGGACGUCAAAAGUCGAAGGCCCCUCCCCUUUAUUGACGCCGCGUCCGCAUGCGGGAUAUUCGAGAUCACCACUAGGCUUUUCCUUCGGUCAGAUGUCGGGACUGGCAAAGUCCUAGUCGUUGACGAGGCGCACAAAUAUCUCUCUGUCAAUAACGGCUCAUCUGGAUUAACAAAUGCGCUCUCAAUGCUAAUCCGUGAGCAGCGUCAUCUCGCCAUGCGGGUCAUCAUCAGCACACAGGAACCUACGGUUGUUCCUCCGGUGCUCCUCGAUCUCUGCACGGUCGCGAUCCUGCACCGCUUCUCCUCCCCGACCUGGUGGGACCACAUCAUCAAGCACGUCUCCGCAGACUUUGCAGGCGGGAAAGUCUUUGACAAGAUAGUGCGGCUGAGGACCGGGGAGGCCAUCGUCCUGGCGCCGUCUGGGCUAGGCACAUUUACUACAGGGAAGCCCGUCGGCAGCCUGGCGGGACCGAGGUCGCUGGAUCAGCUCGGCCGUCGAUACAUCCUUAUGAAGACUAGGAAGAGGGUGGCCGCAGAUGGAGGCGCCUCAAUCCUCGCCUUGACGAAAUGAUACCCGCACUACAUGUAAACCGACUUCGCCGUUCCUACGUUGUGGGCGAGGCACAUGCCUUAGAUUUCACUGUAUAGCUGCUUAUAAUUCUUGUCGUACUUCUUGGAUAAUCACAACCUGACGCGGAGGUUUUACCCUGCAGACACCCG
Messenger RNA from Gloeophyllum trabeum ATCC 11539, 1414 nucleotides. RefSeq lists its product as uncharacterized. NCBI's taxonomy places the organism in Eukaryota, Fungi, Basidiomycota, Agaricomycetes, Gloeophyllales, Gloeophyllaceae. The record is from RefSeq and is a predicted model, not a curated record. The transcript has 9 exons. Bases 51 to 1265 code for a protein of 404 amino acids.